AUUUUUAUUAUUAAAUAAUUAAAUAAACCUUUGGAUUAGGAAUAUAGAAAGUGGCAAUAGCAGCCCAAUUAAUAAUAAGGGAACUACUGCUGCUUUUGGGCCCAUAGACAACAUGCCCAUAAUCUUUUUAAGAAUUGCCGCCGAUCCACAUUCCUCCUCAUACCGUUGUUUCUAAAACUGAAGCACCGCUUCGAAUUCUCCCUGUAAUUAAUCCUCCUUUCCAAAUACAUCCCAACCCCAACGUGAAUGGAUGGUCCAGAUAGACUUGACCCUGCAAGUUUCCUGCAAGCUCUGCCCCCAGUUGAGUUUGCCUGCAUAUAUGGCUCCUCCCUCCAUCCUAACAAUUUUAACAAGGCAUCCAUGAUAGAUUACAUUCUUGGUGUGUCAGAUCCCCAGCAAUGGCACACUGAGAAUCUGAAGAUGAACCGGAAUCAUUACGCAUCAUGGAUGGUCCACCUUGGCGGAUCGCGGCUGAUUACUGAGGUAGCAGAUGACAUCGGUGUUGGUGUACACUUCAAUCCAUUUGUUUCUCACAAGGAUCGGAUGUUCAAGUACGGUGUUGUUCGAAUGCAUGAUCUUGUUCAGGACAUUCUGGGAUGGGAGAGGUUCUACAUGAGUGGUCGUUUGCAGAAACCAGUUAAAGUCAUAAUAGAUAACUUGGACAUAGAAAAACUCAACUCUGUAAAUCUGAAGGCUGCAACCUCCGCCGCUCUCCUUCUUUUGCCGUCAAAGUUCAGUGAGGAAGAGUUAUAUGCCAAAAUAUGUAGCCUCUCAUACAUGGGUGAUCUUCGGAUGCUUUUUGCAGAGGAUAAAAAUAAGGUGAAAAAGAUUGUGCAAGGGCAAUUUAAGUUAUUUCAAACGAUGUACAAACCGCUUUUAGAAGACUUUGCAGCCAGGGACUUAUUAAGACUAUCGCCUUUUGUUGAUCAAAAAGUAAACAUAAUUCAGGAUUGUGGGUUGUCUAGCACUUGCUCCCUUGUGUCUUCCCUUCCUUUGCCACUCAGAAGCAAGAUGGGAAUCAAGCUCGGAGAGGAGAAAGUGUUUGAUGAAUCUGGUCGAGCUACACGAAAAAUGUUAAUAAAAUCAAAGGAAGAGGGUGCAUAUUGCAUGCGGAAGAUUCUGAGAAACAAAGUAAUGAUUUCCAGUGCAAGACAGGCUGUUGCAGGUCUACUGACUGCCGGUGCAGUGCAUGGAUUAAGAUACGUUGGAAAUAAAAUGCAAAAGGCAUGGAAAUCAUGGUGGUAAUCCUUUUCUUCUUUUUUUUUUUUUUUUGGGUGGGUGUUAGUAUAGUAGUGUAGUAGGGCGACUCUUUGUGCUCUAGUUAUAACAGAAAAUGCAACUGGUUUUGCUUGGGCAGACAUUAUAAUUCUAUUUUUGAAAUUAUUUACCGUAUAUCUGAAACAACUUAAUCUCA
Molecule: messenger RNA, 1414 nt
Organism: Erythranthe guttata (spotted monkey flower)
Lineage: Eukaryota; Viridiplantae; Streptophyta; Magnoliopsida; Lamiales; Phrymaceae
Biological process (GO): CDP-diacylglycerol biosynthetic process; cardiolipin biosynthetic process
Cellular component (GO): mitochondrion
Molecular function (GO): phosphatidate cytidylyltransferase activity
Source: RefSeq, a predicted model, not a curated record